AUGUCAACGAGCAAAGAGAUACCAGAGGUCAACACUGCCUGCCUCGACAAUGAAGAGCAGGUCUUUCCUGAUCCCCAAUGGAGAACGGGCUUGAGGGCCAGGUUUCCUCGGAAUGGGGCCAUCGCAUUACUCAUCAUCAUCCUCUGCGCAAACAGCUCGCUCAUAGUCCUUCUUGUCUCUGAUGGCAAGAGACAGAGGCACUGGGCUGAAAAGAUUGGACCCAGUGUCCUCCUUUCAGCCUUCAAUGGAAUCGCGAACAUCUGCUUUGGAGUGGCGAUCGCAAAUGGUGUCGCCAUCACAUGGUGGAGGAAAGCCCUCAGAGGAGCCACCAUCAAAGAACUUCAUCGUUCCUGGCAAUUCAGCUCAAGCAUCAAAGACGUUGUGUUAUAUGGCAGAUACUUCAACUUCAUCGCUUUGGCAGCCCUUGCAGCAAAAUUGACCAUCAUUGAUGGCAUUCUUCUACAGAAAGCUGCUGGCACCGAGAUCCGGCCUGAUCCUGCUCGCAAUUUCACGCUCGAUAUGUAUGUCAACGAUACCAUGCCUAUCACAGCGACAUUCGCAGACAGAUCUGGCAAUGUCUCUUCCUUCAUAGAUUGGUUUGGCACAGACGUUCAUUAUUGGUCUCACUCUGGCGGCAUCUAUCUCCCGGGCUCUUACUGCGAGGGGACCUGCCUCUUCGACGUUCAUGGUACUGGGUUUGGUAUUGAUUGCCAAAGUGAAGAAAUUGCUAUGGAUUACGGCACGGCUGUUUCUCAAGAAGCCAUCGCUGUAUCCCAAUCCGACAACUCGUCGUCUCUGAACGUGACUGCCGAGCGAACCCUCUUUGACAUCAACUUCAAAGCUAUCUAUGGAGCUACUGGAGUAGACGGCGACUACUCCAGGAUUCAGAUGAAUCUCACCUUUACCAACGCGACAGCGACCGGGGACGGCUCUGCCAGUUGUCCUGGUAAGAUGACUCGUCAUAGCUGCAUGCUGCGGCCGGCCAUUGUUCGCUAUCCUGUCACGAUAGAAGACACGUCGGCUUCUGACUCCACCAUAUCUGUAUCCAACAUGUAUCUUGGCUACAAUACUACUUCUUAUGGUGGCCAAGUCGGCUACUGGAGUGAAGCACUUCAAACCCUCUACACAGCUGAUGAGGAUAUGACCCAAUACAUGAACGGAACCUUCUACGAUUCGAAGCUGCAUCAAUUGAAGGACUACUCUGUUGUUGCUUACAAGGAUGUGCUCGAGGAUCCCACGUUCUUCUCUAGCGACUCACCGACCAUUCUCGGUGGAAUUGUCGAGGCUCUCAAUCGCUAUCUUGCGGGGACUAGCAGCAUGCAUUAUGAUAGAGGUGGAUUCUCCGUGGCUCAAACCGGCGCUGUUGGGAUGUUGCCUUUCAACUUCGCGCGUAACAGCACUACUGGCUGUGACUUUGCGUACCGGGACCCGCUGGACUACACAAUCUUACAAGUCAAUUCUCUCAUGUUCGUUCUGGCUGUUGAUCCGUGGGGUGUAAAUUACAACAACAACAACUUGACACUCACAGAGAAGUUCAGAGCCACUCAAUACGGCUCAAGCAUCCAUUAUGCAACGGAACGUCGCUAUAUGUGGGCUGCAUUGGCUACGAUGUUGGUCUGUGUUCUUUGCGUCCUGCCCAGCUACUGGGGAUAUUGGCAACUGGGUCGCGAUGUCACCUUAGGACCAUUCGAGAUUGCUAAUGCUUUCCGCGCUCCCGUUCUUGACCAUCCGGCUGUGGCGAAUGCAGGUGUCAAAGACCUAAUCAGAGAAGUUGGUCAGAGAGAAGUCAAAUAUGGCGCGAUGGUUCACAACGAUGCAUCAGGUCGCCUGGCUAUUGCCGAGCCGGAAUCUGUCAGAAGGGUUCAUCCAAGGAUCAGUGACAGAAGGUUCUGA
Messenger RNA from Aureobasidium melanogenum CBS 110374, 1893 nucleotides. RefSeq lists its product as uncharacterized. The record is from RefSeq and is a predicted model, not a curated record. The coding region runs from base 1 to 1893 and encodes 630 amino acids. The transcript has a single exon. Lineage: Eukaryota; Fungi; Ascomycota; Dothideomycetes; Dothideales; Saccotheciaceae.